This is a messenger RNA of Odontomachus brunneus, 3925 nucleotides long. RefSeq names its product M-phase inducer phosphatase-like. Bases 909 to 2720 code for a protein of 603 amino acids. Gene Ontology annotation, biological process: positive regulation of G2/M transition of mitotic cell cycle; G2/M transition of mitotic cell cycle; positive regulation of G2/MI transition of meiotic cell cycle. The transcript has 5 exons. Gene Ontology annotation, cellular component: cytoplasm; nucleus. Gene Ontology annotation, molecular function: protein tyrosine phosphatase activity. Lineage: Eukaryota; Metazoa; Arthropoda; Insecta; Hymenoptera; Formicidae. The record is from RefSeq and is a predicted model, not a curated record.
UCUCUUACGUACAAUGCGCCAACGGCCAACAGUCGCGUGCAUUCCUUCGCGAUUUAUAACAAGCGAUCUGAAGCGUUCCGCAAUUGACGUCUUCGCGGCGAACUUUUGUCGGGCGGCCGUAAUUGUCUGUCAGCACAUGAAAGGUUAUUCGUGCCGAAUCGUAACACUGAAUCACUCUUAAUCAUAACACUGUCUCAGUCACAACACUGGUCUCGGGUGUCAAGGGUACAAACAAACGAAUCAUGGUUUCGUACGACAGACUUAAGUCUGACAGAAUCUUAUCUCGGGACGCGACUAAUUAAAUGCCGAAUGUGUGUCAGAUACUAAGUUAUCUUCUAUUAUUAAUUAUCAAUAUGUGCUGAUAAAGCGACGCGUAUCAGGGGAGAUCCCCGACUGUUCGUCGUUGACAUUAGAGUCGCGAUUUAUUGUACACCCUGUGUACAAUUUGAGUCGAGAAGUCCUAUCAGAGCUUCCGGGAGACGUUGUCCACAUCGACUUAUACGGCUUCAACGACGAGGAAACGCGCGCGUCUUUCCAUUUUCGAGGUAUACCGGGACUAUACGGGCAAUACAUCCUUAACCGCAAUUCGCUACUAACUGACUUCUGCCAUCGACAAGUGGCAGUGACAUUCUGCCAGUGUCGAUUGAGCUUCCGUUAAAGAUAGCCGAAAUACGCGGCUCAUUAACGGCUUAUCUUACCGUCUGGAUAUCAUGCGGCUGAGGAGGAUCGCCUUUCGUUGAAGGGACCAUCUCGAUCGCGUUCGUGUCGGGAGGAAACGUUACGCUCGUGAACGUUAAAUAUAUCGCAUCGAGACAUCGUGUUUCAUUUGUGACUCGCUUUGCCGACACGUGGACUUUACGUGGUACGCGUACGUGGUUAUAAGAGACGACUCGUGCUGUCACAAAGUAAUGUCAUUAACGGACAUCGUUGAAAUGGACGAAAGAUCGCCCGGCGAGGAAUCACUGGCCGAGGUGAACGCGUCGCCGAUAUCCAACAUCGCCCACGAUCUCUGCAAGUCGUCGCUCGACUCCAGCGACACCGCGAAGCAGAAGCAUCGCUUUCAACGUUCAAAUACCUUCAGUACUUCUCGUCGAGUGAACGACCGGAGGAGUGAUAGUAUGCAACCGAUGACAUGUGGCGUUCAGAGCAGAAGCACUAACGAGGGCGUGCAGAAUACUAAGCUACUGUUCUGCUCCAACUGGGUAGAAUCUCCGUACAGGAGCUCGAUGUUGGACAAAUACGACGACAAGGAAAACGAUAGCGCCCCCUGCACCUACCAGCCAUUCAGUCCACAGAAGAACGUAAAGAAGACACGAUGGCCUCUAGAAGAUUGGGAUCCCAACAGCCAGGACAGCGGCUAUGGAGCGAACGACAACAAGGAGGAGAAACGACAGUGCGAUGGAUUUCGGUUCGCGGAGCCGUCCGGCGUGGCACCACGGCGUAUGUCCGUGGAUUCGCGCAGCCCGGUGCAAUCGCCGAUGCGAUCCUCACCCCAGCAGUUGAGAGCCGCACGGUCAUCCUUCAUGCGCCGGUCUUCAGGAUACGAGAGCAUGGUGGACGAUGGCUUCACCGAGCUCAUCGACAUGGAGACGCUGGAAGACACGACGCACCUACCGAGCGGCAUCUCCUCGCUGCUGUCCGGCAACCUCGUUGCGACUGGCACAUCGUCGAUGGAAUACGACGUUUCGACGACUCCUGAGUUCCCCCGCACUGUCUCGAGCAGAUUGAGACGGUCGUUAUCGCUGUGCGACCAAAAUAUGCUCUCGCAACCGUUGUCGAAGGUACGUACCUGUCUGUUCCGCUCGCCCAGUGCGACCUCCUCGACGGCGAUGUUGGUCGACCGCUAUGAGACGAAUCCCCGAAGAAGCAUCUGCGACGGAAUAGACUCACCGCAGUCCGUAAGGUCCUGCAAACGACCGUCGGAGGAUCCGCCGACAGUGGACAGUCCGCAGCUCACGUCCAAGAAGUUCCGUCUGUCGAAGAGCUUAUGUCUCGACGUGCCCGUUGUGACGACACCCAGCCCCAAGAUCCCGAAGAUGCCGCUUCUGCAGAGAAGCAUGUCCGAAACUGAGGCGAACAUCAAGUCAGCGGUGCAUCGCAGUGUCACCGACGCCGACCUCACCGGCGACUUCAGUAAGCCCUGCAUAUUGCCGCUCGAGUCUGGUUAUCACCAGGACCUCAAGUGCAUAUCGUCCACCACACUGGCGGCCCUGUUACGCGGUGAAUUCAACGAUCGCGUGAAAUCCUACAAGAUUGUCGACUGCCGUUAUCCGUACGAGUAUGACGGAGGUCACAUCGAAGGAGCCCUGAAUCUCUACAACAAGGACCUAAUCGAGCAGCACCUGUUCAAACCCCUGACCACGGUUCCCACGAUCCAGCCCGACACCGACAAGCGCGACAUACUCGUGCUCCACUGUGAGUUCUCGUGCGAACGUGGACCUAAUGUCUCGCGGUUCCUGCGCAGCAUAGAUCGCCAGCGUAACAAGGAGCAUUACCCGGCGCUGUUCUACCCGGAGAUCUACUUGUUGCACGGCGGUUACGAGCAAUUCUACAAGCAGCAGAAGGAGUUCUGCUCGCCGCAGGACUACCGACCGAUGAAGCAUCCCGAUCACGAGGCGGACCUCAAGCAAUUUCGCCUUAAGAGCAAGAGCUGGCAGAGUGAGAAGUCAAGAGUGAACAGUCAGACAGUGCGAACGAAUCUCAAGCGUUUAGGCUUUUAGACGGACAUUGUCAUUGUCUCGGCCUCACGUCUGAACGCGUCGCCGAUCCUGCUGUCGCUUCAGUCGUACAUUUCGUCGUAUACUGCGUGACAUCGAACGUUCCACACAGGCCGUCGGGGUAAAAACGCGUGCAUAGUGCGCGCCGAUAAAGUGCAAACGGCGUAAAGAGAUUCGCCCUCCAUAUAUAUAUUUCUUUUCUUUUAGACGCUUUUUGCGCUUAUGACUGACUCGAGGAAUUCUCCCCCGAGUAUUUCCUGUACAUAAAUGUCGUUCGCGCGAACACAUUUAGAUUCUAAUCGACUCAUUAGUACAAGGAGAGAGAGAGAGAGAAGUUUAGAAAUACACUUAAUAUAAUAUCGUAAUAUCUUUGAUGAAGACGACGGAGAUGUAGGCUAUGAUGAUAAUGAUGAUGAUAUUUCGUCGACCCGCUGCGCAUCACGUUCGGGCCGAAUUUUGUAUAUAGAAAACAAAAAUUACAAAUUUCAGAUCGAGGUCGCUUAAUUCGAGGUCGCUCUUUAAUUAAGUACAACGUAUAAUGAAACAUGCAAUAUCUCUGCGAGAAUCCGAGGGGAGGCAGAAGACGUAGUAUUGCGAACAUGGGACGCAUCGUAGACCUAGUUUUUAACUGUUCAUGAUACCUCGGGCCAUCCUAUUGUGUAUAUACGAUUUCAACGAGCGACCCAAUCAUCGUCGAUCUCUCGGUAUCGGCAUUGCUUUGUCAGCGUCUUCGAAGCAGCUGUUUAAAACGAUCGAUGCUGUGAAUAACAUAAAAUUAUAACUUGUUGCAAUCUCGUGAUCAAUAUAUAUUAUUAACAUAUACGCGGUAGAUUGAUCCUUAAGUACUUGCGCUCACAUAAGGAUUAAUUGUCAGGCAAUUUCUCUUUCAUUUGUAAUUUUUCUUUUACAAGAAAGAUCAGAGCUGCGGCUUUGCGUUAAAUCUUUCGAUUAAAUCCCUAAGCUUUAAGGAUUUAACGUAUAAUUGGCCUACCUAGGAAGGCAUCCAGUCUCGCUAACACGUAUCUGUAUAACUUUCUAGCGCGCGUGAGCACUUAAGAUUAAUCUCGACGAUGUAUAUUGGUAAGGUGAAGAUUUAUCGAGUAGAAGUGAUAUGAACAUUACAAAAUGUGCAAAUCUUUUGUUGUUACAUUGUCUAAAAUUAUUACCACGUUACAUAGAUAAAUAUAUACGAUAUGCAAUACACAACU